AUGGCGGGGCAAACAAUUAAUGAUCGUCUUUUAGCAGCAAAACAUAGUUUAGCGGGUCAGGGUCUUGCAAAGUCAGUAUGUAAAGCUACAACUGAAGAAAUGUUAGGACCUAAGAAAAAACAUUUGGACUAUCUAAUCCAUUGUACUAAUGAACCCAAUGUAUCUAUACCGCAAAUGGCUAAUUUAUUGAUAGAGAGAUCACAGAAUACAAGUUGGAUAGUGGUGUUUAAGGCUUUGAUUACAACACAUCAUAUUAUGUGCUAUGGUAAUGAAAGAUUUACUCAAUAUUUAGCAUCAAGCAAUGUUUCCUUCCAACUUUCAAAUUUUGUUGACAAAACAGGUGUUCAAAGUGCUGUAGGAGCACGAACUGGCUAUGAUAUGUCACCAUUUAUUAGAAGGUAUGCUAAAUAUUUAAAUGAAAAAGCUUUAUCAUAUAGAUCAGUUGCUUUUGAUUUUUGUAAAGUAAAAAGAGGAAAGGAAGAGGGUACUCUAAGAACAAUGAAUACAGAAAAUCUCUUAAAAACCCUGCCUAUUUUACAAAAUCAAUUAGAUGCUCUUCUUGAAUUUGACUGUACUGCUAAUGAUCUCACUAAUGGAGUAAUAAACAUGUGUUUCAUGUUGCUGUUUCGUGAUCUCAUCAGACUUUUUGCCUGUUAUAAUGAUGGAGUAAUCAAUUUACUAGAAAAAUAUUUUGAAAUGAAUAAAAAACAAUGUAGAGAAGCUUUAGAUUUGUACAAAAAGUUUUUGAUAAGGAUGGACAGAGUUGCUGAGUUUCUUAAAGUAGCUGAAAAUAUAGGAAUUGACAAAGGUGAUAUUCCAGAUCUUACCAGAGCUCCAAAUAGUCUUUUAGAUGCUCUGGAACAACACUUAGCAUCAUUGGAAGGAAAUACACCAACAGCUGCCACAACACAAAAGAAUGUCAAGUCUGGUGUGUCUGCAUUGUCAAACACAAGCAAUGCCUUUGGUACUGCAGUUGAUGACUCAUUUAAGCAAGCUGCAGUGGCUGAAGAGGAGGCAGCAUUGAAUCAUUAUAGAGCAUCUGUAGGCUCUCCAUCUGCAGCAAGUACAAACCCCUUCCUUAGUGAUGAACCAACAGUAACUGGUGAACCAAUCUUAGACCUCUUCUCCAGUGGUUCUGCUCCAGAGGCUGCUAGGCCAGCUCAAUCUUCCAAUGCCCUUGAUGAUCUCCUUUCCCUAGGUGGUAAUCCUUUUGCUGACUUUUCUGCAGCCCCUGUAGCAACAACAGCAGCACCUCUAGGCCAAGAUGCUUUUGGAUCAACUACUGCAACUACUGACAAUAACAUGUGGGGUACCAAUGGUUUUGGUGGGAACAAUCUAUUUCAAGCACAGCCUAUUCAAGCUCAGCCUUUUGGAAAUGCCAAUGAUCUUAGUGGGUUGUUCAAUACAAAUGAGCCAUCAGUGUUUGAUCCUUUAGGUGACUCUAAAACGAUGAGUGCCCAAAUCAUACAGCAGCAACCAGUUGCAGCUCAGCCUCCAAAAGCCGCACCUGCAAAACUGCUUACUGGAGAUUUGGAGUCCAGUUUAACAUCAUUAGUGGAUAAUUUGACAAUGGAUUCUGGUAGUAGAGGCCCUCAAUGGAAUUCCCUAAGAAACCAAGCAAAGCCAGCUGGCGGCUGGCCUGCUCAGCCGAUGACAGCACCCGGAUACCGACCAGUCGGACAAGCGAUGGCCCAGCCUAUGAUGAACUCAACAACCGAUGAUGGGACAAGGGAUGAUGGGCCAACCCGUCAUGGGCCAAACGAUGCAACCGAUGAUGGGGCAAGUGAACCAAUUCGCGGCCAUGCAACAACCCGUGAUGGGCAGUCCUAAGAUGAACGCCGGAGCUCCACAACAGCAGCAACAAGAGUUGACAAUGCCGAAGAAAUAUUCUAAUGAGACAUUACGUCAGCCCAAAAAAGCAAGGUCGU
Diabrotica balteata is the source of this 1928-nucleotide messenger RNA. Lineage: Eukaryota; Metazoa; Arthropoda; Insecta; Coleoptera; Chrysomelidae. The record is from the annotation of a GenBank genome assembly.